Molecule: messenger RNA, 1763 nt
Organism: Cataglyphis hispanica
Lineage: Eukaryota; Metazoa; Arthropoda; Insecta; Hymenoptera; Formicidae
Product: odorant receptor Or1-like
Exons: 9
Coding region: 101-1714 (537 amino acids)
Biological process (GO): detection of chemical stimulus involved in sensory perception of smell; sensory perception of smell
Cellular component (GO): plasma membrane
Molecular function (GO): odorant binding; olfactory receptor activity
Source: RefSeq, a predicted model, not a curated record
ACACCAGCUGAUAGGUUUAACAGCCGGCUCUGUUCUCCAUGUGGCUUGUGACAGUCUUAUAUGUGGUCUGCUGGUGCAUGUUUGCUGUCAAAUUGAAAUAAUGGAAUGUCGUUUGAGAAAAAUUACUCGCAACCGAGAUAUCCUUCGCAAAUCCCUUCUUCAGCAUAAUACUGUAUUCAAAUUCGCUGGCUUGGUAAAUGAAAAAUUUAGCUUGACUAUCCUCAUACAGUUUAUUGUGAGUACAUUGGUAGUGUGCUUUAAUCUAUAUCAAUUUACCAAGUCAACUGCGUUAAGAGCGAAAUAUAUGCAAUUAAUUAUGUAUAUGGGUUGCAUGCUAUCGCAAAUUUUUUUAUAUUGCUGGUACGGGAACGAAGUUAAGUUGAAGAGUCGUCAAUUGGUCAAUAAUAUAUUUGAAAUGGAAUGGUUUGAAUUGGAUAAUUAUACUAAACAAUCAUUAUUAAUGAUCAUGAGACGUUGUACGAUACCAAUCGAGCUUACCAGUGCCUAUGUUAUCUCUAUGAACCUCGAUUCAUUUGUUAAUUUACUUAAGACAUCGUAUUCAGCUUAUAACAUACUUCAGCAAAUAUACUUUAUAAAAAUGCGCAUAUUAGACUUUACAUUUAAAAUAUUGACGAUCUGCGGCUGCGGGCGACCGGAAUCCUGGACAACGCCGUACAAACGGUUAGUCUAUUACGUGUACACAAUUUUCAUAUUGCUACUAAUACACACGUUUAUGCUAUCGCAAUUGAUGGAUUUGAUUAUAACCGUGGACAAUUCCGACGAUUUUACCGAUAAUUUUUACAUGCUACUCGCAAUGAUUGUAUCUUGCUGCAAGAUGUUUGCUCUGUUAAUGAAUCGCAACAAUAUUGAGAUGUUAAUUAAUACUCUUACGAAAAAACCGCUUCAGCCGAUUGAAUCUGACGAAAUUGAGAUUCAACAGAAAUACGAAAGAUUAAUACAAUCAAAUACAUUUCACUACGUUAUUCUGGUCGAGACAACAUGUCUAUGCGUUACGGUAACGUCGCUAUUGACAGAAUUCAAAAAAGGCAAAUUGACAUUUCGAGCGUGGCUACCGUUCGACUAUUCGUCACCGCUACUGUUUCUCUUCGCAUACGCUCAUCAAUUGAUAAGUUUUACAGUCGGAUCUGUUCAUCACGUAGCUUGCGACAGUCUCAUAUGCGGAUUAUUAGUGCACAUUUGCUGUCAACUAGAGAUAUUGGAAUGCCGUAUAAGAAAAGGCACACAUAAUCCGAAAAUUCUUCGCGAUUGUGUUUUUCAGCACAAUCAUAUAUUUAAGUUUGCUCAUAUGGUGAAUGAUAAAUUCAGGAUAACUAUUUUUAUUCAAUUUGUUGUAAGUACGCUGGUAGUGUGUUUCAAUCUGUAUCAAUUUACCAAAUCAACUGCAUUAAGAGCAAAAUAUGUGCAACUAAUACUAUAUAUGUGCUCCAUGCUAUCGCAAAUCUUUUUUUAUUGCUGGUGCGGAAAUGAAGUUAAAUUGAGGAGUCGACAAUUGGUAGAUAAUGUGUUUGAGAUGGAGUGGUUUAAACUGAAUGAAGAUGCUAAGAAAGUUCUAUUACUGAUUAUGAGACGCGGUACAAUACCAAUCGAAUUUACCAGUGCCUCUGUUAUUUCUAUGAACCUCGAUUCUUUUGUGGGUCUACUGAAAACGUCGUACUCUGCUUACAAUAUACUUCAGCAAACACAAGAUUCAUAAUAUUAGACAUAAAAUAAAAAAAAAAGAAUUGGUAAUAUCUAAUAUAAAC